AUGUGCUGCUGGCGAGGGGGGAUGAUGCUGGCGGGGCCACAGCUGGUGGCGGGGCCGGCGGCGCCGGGCGGGGAGCGGGCCCGGCUGCUCUCGCUCUACGUGCAGGACUACCUGGAGUGCGUGGAGUCUCUGCCGCUGGACAUCCAGCGCAACGCCUCGCUGCUGCGGGAGAUGGACACGCAGUGCCAAGAAGCGCUAAAAGAAAUAGAUGAUGUCUAUGAAAAAUACAAGUCAGAAAACGAUCCCGUUCAGAAGAAACGCUUGCAGCAGCAUCUUCAGCGUGCAUUGAUCAACAGUCAAGAACUUGGAGAUGAAAAAAUUCAAAUAGUUACUCAGAUGCUAGAACUGGUAGAGAACAGAGCCCGUCAAAUGGAGACGCACUCCCAGUGUUUCCAAGAGCUGUCUGAGAACGAAAAGCCUCUAGAAAAGGCCAAGGUGGAGUCGUGCCAGCCUGAGAGAUCCUCGCGCAGGCCCCGCCGGCAGCGCACCAGCGAGAGCCGCGACCUGUGCCACAUAGCCAACGGCAUCGACGACUGCGACGACCAGCCGCCCAAAGAGAAACGAUCAAAAUCUUCCAAGAAGAAAAAACGCUCCAAAGCCAAACAGGAGAGAGAGGUUUCACCUGUGGAAUUUGUAAUUGAUCCCAAUGAACCGACUUACUGCUUAUGCAGCCAAGUGUCUUACGGCGAGAUGAUAGGAUGUGACAAUGAACAGUGCCCUAUUGAGUGGUUCCACUUUUCCUGUGUUGGACUGACGUACAAACCGAAGGGGAAGUGGUAUUGCCCCAAGUGCAGAGGAGACAAUGAGAAAACGAUGGACAAAUGUACUGACAAAUCAAAAAAAGAUAGGAGGUCGAGGUAGUGAAAGCAAUUUAUGUUUUAAAGAGUUGCUCCUUUUAUAUUAAAAUGUUUCAUUUCCACAGAACAUUGUUUUAGGAAAUGCAUAAGACUAUGCAAUAAUUUUUAAUCUAUAAUAUUAAUAUUAAAAACUGUUAUACCUUCUGUGAUCUUUAACUUUCUGCACUGAAUAACCAAAUAAUUGAAACAGGGUGGCUUCAGACCUUUCACAGAAGACGUUGCAAACAGAUGAUGCUUGGUUCCAAUUUGCUUUAGUAUUUUAAAGAACCUUGUGAAUCCUGAAAUAAUGGUGGUGGGAAAGAUACUGAAGAACUUCUCAUGUUAUGGUAAAGGGGUUGAAAGGCCUCAUAUCUCUGCUAGCAUCUUAACAACUGAGUUUAUCCCAAGUUUUACAUUUUCAGUUUUUGUGUUAACAUCACAUGUUUGGAGUUAGGGGUUUUAAAUUCAGCUGUAACUGUAAAAGUCUUCCGAGCUAUAAGCAGACCUCUCCAGUGACUUUCACAUGAACAGUAUGUUAUUGCAAGGAAGAAAAUACCACUAACUUAAACUUUUCUUUUUUGCCAACAUUAAACUCUUGUCUUUGUGACUAUA
Melospiza georgiana is the source of this 1448-nucleotide messenger RNA. It is a transcript of the gene ING2, whose product is annotated as inhibitor of growth family member 2. Gene Ontology annotation, biological process: positive regulation of DNA-templated transcription. NCBI's taxonomy places the organism in Eukaryota, Metazoa, Chordata, Aves, Passeriformes, Passerellidae. Gene Ontology annotation, cellular component: nucleus. Bases 1 to 861 code for a protein of 286 amino acids. The transcript is spliced from 2 exons. The record is from RefSeq and is a predicted model, not a curated record.